This is a messenger RNA of Gongylonema pulchrum, 840 nucleotides long. NCBI's taxonomy places the organism in Eukaryota, Metazoa, Nematoda, Chromadorea, Rhabditida, Gongylonematidae. The record is from the annotation of a GenBank genome assembly.
AUGUACGCUGUUGUUGAUCAGAAGCAUUAUAAGCUUAUCACAUCAUACAUUCGAGCUGCUGCUUUGAUCGGCAAAUUUUUCGCAUAUGGUCUCGCUCAGUUUCUCGUCUCAUUUCACUACGGAUCAUAUUUGCUAUUGAAUCAGAUUUCAUUUGCUGCAGUAUGUAUAAUUCUUGGAAUUGCUGCUGCACUGCCACCAAUACCAUCAAAAAUUAUCGCGAGUAAAGUUCAGUGCGAAAUUAUUGGUGAUGGGCCGAAAGCUUUUGACGUCUCAAAAGAUUAUGAAGAGAAAACGAAGGACAGUGAAACGACCUCGGAAGAAAGGAAGGCGCUCGAUUCGAAGCGGCCGAAUGUUGAUCAGGGAAUAGCCGCUUAUUUUCGAGCUAUUUGGCAUCAUUUCAAAAUAUUUGAAAGGAAUAAAAUUGUACUAAAAUGGAGCAUCUGGUGGGCAUUGACUAGCUGUGGCAUUUUUCAGGUGAUGAAUUACGUUCAAACACUUUGGGCCACAUUACAAAUAAAUUCGGAUACUUUCAACGGAAUCACGGAAUGCGCCAACACACUUAUUGGAGCAGUGAUUAGUUUUUUGGUGCAGUAUAUGCAUACGAACUGGAGGAAGCAAGGAGAGUUAGUGUUGCUGAUCACAUCGGCAUUUAUCGCCACCCUACUGCUCAUCAUGUCUCGGACCAGUAGUGUUCUUGUCGCAUACGUGCUUUAUGUCGCGGUCAUUACGAUCUAUCACUUGCUCAUAACAGCUGCGAGCACUCGUGCUACAAACUAUUCUCACGUUCGUCGUUGCGGACAAACACGGACUGUCUUUGCCGAUUUCUACGCAGGUUUUUAG